This is a messenger RNA of Leishmania braziliensis MHOM/BR/75/M2904, 7479 nucleotides long. RefSeq lists its product as hypothetical. The transcript has a single exon. NCBI's taxonomy places the organism in Eukaryota, Euglenozoa, Kinetoplastea, Trypanosomatida, Trypanosomatidae. The record is from RefSeq and is a predicted model, not a curated record. The coding region runs from base 1 to 7479 and encodes 2492 amino acids.
AUGGCGAGCACUAGCAGCGAAUGGCGCCACGCGUUGUCCUAUGCGACGACGUUGCAUGUCACACUCCUCACAAGCCACUACGCUGUGCAACGGCGUGAGGCGCCACCCAGCAGCAAAAUGAGCAGCGGCAUGAGUCAAAAAACUGCAGGGAGUGAAGACGUCGAAGUCUACAGUUGCAGCACAGCGGCGGAGCAGCUGGACACGGUAGCCCGCGUGUUGUGCGCCGUUCUCCAGCAGGGGUGCUCUGCCGGAGACAGCGGGGCAGUCGACACGGUACGACGCAUUCAAAUGGCAAAGGCUAUUCGAGACGAUUUUGUGCCGUGGACCGACGUCGCUGCCGCAGCUGCCGCCGCCCAAGGGGAUGAUCCACACGCCCUCUGUUUGCCCCCUCGCCCUCCGGGAAGGGCCGACGACGGCCACCCGAACCUGACUCCAGCAUCAGCUGCCGCUACGCCACCCUCGUCUGCCGCUGGAGUGAAGAAGGGUGAGGCUCAACACACCGCCACCAGCAAGGACUGCGGAAGCACACUACAGCAAAGACGCCCGGGGUCAGUGAAAGCCUCGUCCUCACGCAGCUCCAUGCACUCCUCCUCGACGCUAUCAGGGGUGCAGCGCCGCAUGAGUAAAGUGGACCAGGACCAGCGUCAGUUAUAUCUAGCCAAAGAACUGCCACCGUGCGAGCUGGUCGUAAUACCAGGCGCAACUCUAGCGUCUGCUCCGUCGUGCGUCAUUUUUGUCUACCGCCUGGCUCAUGAAGAGGAUGUGCUCGCCGCGCUUUCAGCGCUCUCUGUGGAAAAGCAGAGCAGCAGCGCAGAAGAGGAUGCGCCGGCAACGGACAGCGGCAAGUCAUUUGGCAGGGAGAAGCUCAAUGCCCAAACUUCCCAGGCUGCCACGAUUGUCACACGUGCCCUUUGGAGCACCGUUUGGCCGAUUCUGCGGGCCCACCUGCAUGCCACCAGCAGCAGCGCUGUUCCGGCUCACAUGCCCGUUGUGUGGGCCAUGGCGGAUCCGCGAAUGCUAAGCGGCUUUCUUCCUUACACUUUGGAUGACACAGACAACAUUUUGUCGCCGUGCCCGUGCCCCGUUCCUGUGAGCCCUUCGCUCAUGCGCAGUCCAGAUGAAGAGGCCGUCGUGGUACACUGGGUGCGGCUCGUGCCACGCACAGCCUUUUGUCUCUAUGACCCCUCGGCCAGCAGUGCUGCUGUCCAAGACACGCUCGGCGUGCUGCAUGCGCACCUGGCAAAGGGAGCGCAGUCGCACGCGAACUCUCCGAGGGGACAACGUCGACUCAGUAGUAGCGGGGGCACGAAAAAGCUGGCGCCAAAGGGUACAACAACGAAAGCGUCUCGAGCAAGCAGUCCAGCGUUCAGUGGGCCAGGAGGUGCUAAGGGCCGCAAUACGCGAGGCGCAGCCGGGGUAGCAGGCACCGCAGCAACAAUCCCAUCAGCUCAGCACAAAACUUCGCUACAGUCGCGCGAGCUGAGUAGGGAGAUCGACCUGCAGGCGACACCGGCAGAGUUCCCGUACUGCAUCGCUCACCCUCUCACCCUCGCGCAUUACCUCUACUUGGGAAGCCUAGCAGCAACACCAUCACCACCACAGGCUACAGCGCUGACAGCACCAUCCUCAUCCCCAGCGGACCUCGGGAUGGAGCUGACAUGGUAUCUUAGCAAGAUGACCUCCUUUCAAGGGGCAGUGAUGACCGCGUCGGAGGCGGAUAUGGUGGGAUUGGCAACGGAAGAGGCGUUUAAACGGAUGUGGCGUACGCACGCGUCUCUAUUGCGGUGGGUGCGCGCGUACCUGAGCAAUUCAGCCGCUCUGCUGACGACUGGUGGCUCAGCGGUGGAGCUGGUGAGCGGCAGCGCUAACGGCAAUCCUCAAAUGGGGCACCAGAGACCCUCUGUCACGUUCGAGGAGGCUGUUCGCCUGUCGCUAUCUCGAACCGUGCCUGACGCUUCCAAGUGGCCCCUGCCCCUGUGGGAGGUGGCAGCGUUGCCCAUUGCGCCAGUGCCUCCGUUGACGCUGCGCUGCAGCGGACCGGCUGAUGCUCCUAUGUCGACGAGCGUGACGACUGAAAGCAUCAUGCAGUGGGGCGCUGGGUUGUUAUCGGUUGUGGUUGGCGAUGGUAGGGCUGCUGGCGAUAUGGAGCGAUGCGACAAGGCUCCCCUGAUGUCAGUUCUGACCCGACUAGCGCACCUCAUCGAUGCAUACAAUGGAUGGUCUUUGAAGAGCCGCCUGACCCUAAGGUGGGACGCCAACAGCGACGGCUGCAACGGCACACGCGGUGCAGUCACAGUAAAAGCACCAGGAGACCACUCCGUGGGUGCGACAGUGACGCCGCAGCGGUCGAUCGUUACGGCAUGUUGCGCGGGUGGCGUCUUUAAUAUCAUGAGCGCCGUGUGUGCAUGGAUGGCCACAGUAAGCGAAUCACUCCUGCUCCAGCAACCCUUGCGUGAGCUAACGGCCUUGUGUGCUACAGCAGAGUCGCUGGCGUCGCGCAGCGCAGGGCAGCAUGUCGUCAGCAACGUCGCGACCCCCACGACACUCCCGCCUUCCGGACUGUUCCGGCGGUAUGCGCAGCCAUUUCAGACACUGUCGGUGCCGGGCAGCGGAGGCGCAAAGGCCAUCAUGAACACUGGGGCUGUGGCGGCCAUCGUUCCACAGCCUCCCAAGGCGACGGAAACACCGACCAGUGAAGCAGCAGCAGCGGCGGCAGCGCAGUUAGAGAAGCGGUGCACCGCGACAGUGUCAGCGCGUAUUCACCACCAAAGCACGGAUGUGACGCUGCCCCCGUACCCUCAAGAAGUGUCGUGGAUGGUGCGACACGUCAUCGCCAAGAAUGCGGGGCACUUCGAGGUGAACGUGGCCCGCGGCACCGACACCGUCACUCCCGCAGCGGCACGUCCAGGGUUGUCACUGGCAGUGCACGACCUGGCAACGGGGGGCUCCUCUUCGCUCACAGCACGCCAGAGCACGAUGGCCACGAUGACCAUCACGACGCAAAGCACGGGGUUCCUUCUGCAACAGCAGCGACGCCGGCUGCGUCGGCACACGUCUGGCGUUGCAGCAAAGCUUCAGCCCUACUCGCAGAGUGUACACCUGAUCAAGGAGAUGGCGCGCAAUCUUCUCGGUCGUCGCCCGCUGGCGGAAGCAGCAGUGGCACUACAGGGGGCGUUAGAGUCAACACUGGUCGCCCCACACUCUGAGGUGGCCGCCGACGAAGUACGUAGUGGAUGCGAGGUGACACCGUUGCAUCAGAGCUGCAAAAAGCACCGUGGUGAGUCAGCCGGCGGUAGCGCUACUGGCACGCAGCAGGUUAGUGCGCUGGACCUGCUGCAGCGCUACUUAGCCUCCGUGGACACGAGGCAGGCACACCUGGCAAUCAAAUCGAAGUCGGCGCAACCAAAAUGUCCCGCGCUCUUGCCGGAACGCCACCACAGUAUCAAGACGAACGAAAAUGAAAUGUUAGCGACACAGGCGGCGGCAGAGAACCUCACGCCACGCAUUUACGAGCAUCUGCUGCAGCAAGCACUACUGCAUCAGCUGCUACGAGAAACCGGCUUGGAGUCGACGCACCAUUCAGCCUCACUGCACAGGCAUGGUCACGUCCCCAUCGCAGCCAGGGAAGAAGCCGCCUGUACGAACGAUGACUGGAGUGUGACGCAGCAGCUGCCGGUGCAGGUAAUCGUGGCGUCCAUCGUUGAUUUCCAGGAGCGCUUCGGUGCUCAUAACGUUGCGUGGCGCUCUUGCGCACUUCAUUAUCGCCCUCUCCCGUCGCGAACUGCGACGGGGUACGGUAGCGCCGGCAAAGGCGUCGGCACAGUUGCGUCCUCUGGAGAUAAGGAUGAUGAGGUCCACCGCACAUCUGCCUACGCGCACAACGCCCUCAACGUGCACCCCACACGGCGAGUGACACACAUGUGGGUUGCCGGCGUGGCAGUGCCGGAUGUGCAGAUGGCAGAGGUCAUCGAGAACGGGCGGAGGCUGAACUCCGACGCGAAGUUGGAGCAGAAGAGCCGCCCCUCGCUGAGGCAGCGGCGAUCACGUAGGUGGGUAGACAUGGUUCCGCGGGCAGGGUCCGUGACGUCGGUUGAAGUCUACGCACUGUGGCAAUCGCUGCUACAGCACCAGCAGCAGGGCACGGACGGGGAGGCAGCGGCCGCAAAGCCCAUCGGGGCUACUGCUACAGGUGCGAAGACGCCGUUGCGUGUGGGUCCGGCGGAGUUGACGAUGCGUGCGAUGCACGACCUUAUCUCCCAGUACAUGCAGCGACACGCCGAGGUGUCGACGUCACUUGUUACCGUGAAGGGUGUGUCGUCUGAAUCCUCUAAAACGAUAGCUGCUACAGAAUGUGCCCCAAUGCGCUUUGACACCCACGAGACUCUCUACCUGUACGGCGAUGCGGUGGUGGAGGUGUGGGUAAGUGAGGUGCAGCGUCUGUGCCGCUACAUCAAGGCCACCGAGAUCAUCGCUACUCUGCACGCAACACCGUCGAGCACGGGAGUCCACAACGUGCACCUGACCGUCCACUGGGAUGACGGACUUCUUUUCACGUGCACAAGCCACAACACCCGACAGGACUGCAGCAGUACGGUUCCGCUGAUUGAUGUCAUGCUCACCACCUGCAACGUGGUCCUACAGCGGCGCGAGGGUGAGUCACGCAUUCGGAUUUGUCGCUACCCAAACACAUCAUCCAGCACCACAGCAGCCGCCGCGGUCUCCCUGAAGGAGCUGAGCGGGCGACCAACAGCGGCCUUGCCGCAGGGGGGCGUUAUGGAGGCGUGCACAGCCCUCCUCGAGGAGCGUGUUACCCUCUACUGCGUCCACCACUGCCCGACAGAAUUCACCGCUGCCACACCGAUGGAACUGGAAGCGUCGUCCGAGGUGGAGACCAGCUGCGUGGUCAACGAGCGCACCGGCGUGGUGCAACGCUUCUAUGCAUCGGGGAUGCAGCAGCUGUUGUUUCCUAGUGGUGCAAUCAUGGUACGGCGGCCUCUGAGGCCGGUCUUCGCCAAGCCCUCAGCAUUCAAUUCAACCUCGCAGUAUUGUGACACGUUGGUGGCGCUGGACGGGCGGUGCUUUGUGCGCAACGGCAGUAGCAGGGGCGACACCUCUGCGGAUGCGCCCCUUGCAAGCUCGGAGACGGUCCAACCUAGCUCGUUUCAGCGUGUGCAGGUGCGCAUUGCGUGUGAGAACUCCAGAGGCAUGACGAGCCACACUGGCGCCGAUGAAGCGCACGCCCCGCCCUUCACACGCAGUGAAAUCGCCUACGAUGCUGUACACCACUGCCGCAUGCGCUCCCGCGAGGACGGCUUGACGGUGGCGGAGUACGAAUCUUUGACCACCCCCGAAGACACCGGGGGCACACACAACGACGGCCGGGUGAGUACCACACUCGCCCGGGUCGUUGUGUUUCCAGAUGGCACUACCAUCACUACGGUGGCACCGCGUGAGACUCGGCGGCGUGCGCUCGUGCGCCACCUCGACGACACCUCCACAUGGGCGUCACUCUCCUCUCCCACCCUGUGCGCGCUGCUGGAAGAGUUGCAGGCAGUGGAGGACAGCCUCUUCGGGGCGGCGGCUGACGCAGAGGAGCUCUCCGUGCGGUGGUGCGUGGAAGCAUCGGCUCUGCCUCGUCUGUAUCUUGCGCCAACCCCGGUAGGAGGCAGCGACGAAGCGAGAGCGGGCAAAGCCGCCUUUGCUGCCAUCUUUGGUGAUGGAACUGUCCUGCAGAGGCGAUGGGCGGCCGCGCCCACGUCUUCAGCCCCUUCCUCUACCACAGACGUUGAGGUGGACGCAUCGGUGGAUGCGGACGAAGAGCAGGGCUUGGAGAGAGGGGGGGUCGAAGAAAGCGGCACGCAUGGCACCUUGGCGUACCGCGGGGGGACGUUUGAAACGGUGCUCGUACGCCCCUCGACCAGCGCCGUGCGCGUCCUUCAUCAUCACGGGAUCGUCACGAUUGAGCCUGCGGACGUGCUCGCCAGCAUUACCCAUGCCUCCCCUGCUGCGUACGCGGUGGGGCAGGGCCUGCCGUUCUUUGACUUAGCGUGCGGCGGUGGCCUACGCAUGGUAGACGGGGCACGGUGCGUGUGGGAAGUGUGCGGGCUCGCGGAAGCCAACGAGGGACCGCAGGUGCUACACCCGGAACGCGCAAGCACAUACGAAGAGUUGCUGCGCGCCUUGGUGAGUCCCCACUACAGUCCUCAUCGUCUGCCCCGAGCGGCGCAGCUGACGUAUGCGCGCGAGCAGCGGCGAGAAACCGCAGCUUAUGCGCGCCGACGAGACACUGGGUGGUGCCCAUCUCUUCUGCGGCGGAUGCGUGAAGUAGCGGAGCCGUUCAUUCGGACCGCGCAGCUGCUCCGUAUGGAUGUGCUGGCACCCAUCGAGGCUGCCGCCGCUGCAACGGAUGAGCAGGUUUUUUACACUGGCAACGCUUCUGCUACGGCCUCCACCACUGUCAGAGGAGGGGUCUCGGCGGCGGGGAGGCUUGGCUUUCCUUCAAGAGGCAUUCCACCACAGUGCAUCUCGCGUGUGCUGCCAGUGUGCUUUGGUCAGCUCGAUAAUGGGGAGGCCAUCCGCUACUGGCACGUGAGCGAGGUGCUUCCCUCGCUCUCCGAGUCGUGCGCAUCGUCCACCCUGGCGGCAGCAUCGGAGCCGCAGGUGAUCCAGCGUCUGGUGCCAGGAAUCGCCACAGGCAGUGUGCUGGGGUACAUCAGCACCGCUCCUGGGCACACAUGCGGUGCUGACACGAUUGGCAUUCUUCUCUGCGGGGACCCGACCGCAACCAGCGGCAACCGCAGUGUUCUCUGGCAACGCUUGGCGACUGUUGCCCGACUCUCUCUGCUCUGCUGUGGAGUACUGGCGCCGGCCAUACCGCCGGCUAUCAAGCCGCCCUUAACUGCGUCCUUUGCUUCUGAGGCUUCCUCACUCGCUCCUCAGAGCGCCGGUUCCUACGCGGCGUCCCUUCCCCCAUUAGCCGUGCUGCUCAGUCAUGGCAGUCGCUGGCUCCCCGCUACCCUUCAGCCACCCCAGCAGUUUGGCGCCUAUCGGUCGAAACCGUCUACUGUCGGCGCUGCAGCAGAGGUUGAGUAUGCCGAUGUGGCGUGGGUGCGCGAUUCGACGGCGACUCUCUCUAACGCAGCAGCCAACACUGCCUAUGUCCAAUAUGUGCUGGAUCAAGUAAACCCUAUCACAGCAGUGAAAACCUCGCGUGCGGCACUGCAGAGAGAGGUGGCGCGAAAAGAACUACACCGGCACGAGCAGCUCGCACAGCUGAGUCACUACCACCGUAUGCUGAGCACUCAGUGGCCGAUGGAAAUGCCGGCAUCGGCGCGGGAGGAGCAGGUACGCCUGGAAAGGCGCUUUGAGGAACUGCAGCGCAUCCCACGGUCCGCUGUGCCGCCCCCAGCAAUGGAGGAGCAGCUCCCUUUCCCAUCUGUGAUUGGUAGUCUAGGCAGCAGCGAGCGCAUGGUGGUGUAG